AUGGAAGACAAUAGAGAGGAAUACAGCGCUGUAGAAACCGAAUCUACGGAUGGUAACUCCCAGCAGUCCCAGGUCUUACAAACUGACCGUGAUCUUGAAGAUCAACAAAAUGCAAGGGCUUCUCUGAGAGAAAAAUUUCUUCGUUUACUUUUCGCAAGUUGCAACAAACCAGCGUGUUUCUCGAUGCACGAAAGAACUUUAGUUCAGGGGAUAUUUCGUGGCACUGAUAUUGAUAUGGAGAACUUGCAAGUUUCCGAGCUACAAACUCCCAUGGGAGUGCUUCGCGAGGCACUGUUGAGGUCCUCAGAUGUUCUGUCUUUUACAGUGGAUUUUGAAGCCUGA
Messenger RNA from Porites evermanni, 342 nucleotides. The record is from the annotation of a GenBank genome assembly. Lineage: Eukaryota; Metazoa; Cnidaria; Anthozoa; Scleractinia; Poritidae.